Molecule: messenger RNA, 572 nt
Organism: Hevea brasiliensis (rubber tree)
Lineage: Eukaryota; Viridiplantae; Streptophyta; Magnoliopsida; Malpighiales; Euphorbiaceae
Exons: 2
Coding region: 98-307 (69 amino acids)
Source: RefSeq, a predicted model, not a curated record
UAUCCUUUAACAACAAAACGAAAUCCUCCAUCUCAAAAAAAUAAUGCAAAACGAAAUCCUCUGAGCAUCAUCUAGAAGAGAAAAGAGACCAGGAAAAAUGGAGGGAGGAAUGCAAAUGGCACUUCCUGUACUGGGAAUUGUAGCUGCUGCUGCUGUUACUUUCUAUGCCGUAAGCUUUUCCGAGCUUAGAGAGAAAUCUUUCAGGGACUUGGAAGAGUCAGAAGAAGACGAAGGAGGGUUCAGGCAAUCUCUCAGCUCUAGGGAAAGAAAAGCCAAAAGAAAGGCUGAUAAACAAGCCAAGAAUUGACCAUGAAAGCAAAUCGCCAAAGCACCCUCUUGCCUGGCUUUGUCAUAACUAUUUUUUUUUUUUCCCUUCUUAUAAUUAUAUUAGAGUUCUCUGACUCGCAGUGCCGUGGUUGAUGAACAAUUCACGUGCCUACAUUUGUCCUUCGCAUUUGUGAAUAUGCAUGCAGGCUCAAGCUGUAACUCAUCUAUUUAUUUCUUAUUUAUUGUCAAUACUCAGCAAGAUUCGAGUGAGAAGGUUUAUAGAAAUCAGGAGCUUUAUGCUGGAA